CGAGAUAGCUCCGUUCUCUUCAGUCUUCAUUGUGUAGACACAAUAUUUGACUAUAUUUUAAUAUCUGGUUUGGGCGUGAUCAACGUUCAGAAACUGGAUUAGCAAAGUAGGCGUGAAUUCUUAGGACAGCAGCAGUUGAUGCAGAGGAUGUUCAUGCGGCGCUAGGACCCAGGGGACAUGUUCUCUUUCUCACAAGGCACAUGCAAUUUGCAUGCGUGUGUUCUGCAAGGCAAACACGGGUGUGUGAGUGAAACCUAAACCACCGGAAGAUCGAGGAACAGACUCGCAUACACGCUUAUUGGUGUAGGAUCACACUGUCGUGAUGGGAAGCUUUCAGUCUUUGCCGGAUGACCAUCAAUAUCGGACCCUGUCACAGAAGACAGGCUUUUCACUGGAGCAGAUCGCAAUUCUCCACAAUCGUUUUAAGCAGCUCAGCCAAAACGAGGAAACAUUACGGAGAGAUGACCUUAAAACAAUCCAAGACCUAGAAAGCAACCCAAUUCGGUCCCAGAUUAUAGAAGCUUUCUUCGAUAGUAGGAACUUCCAGAAAGAUGGUGUGGGAUCUGUGGAAGAAAUUGGUUUUGAGGAAUUCCUUACGGUCAUGUCGUACUUCAGAGCACCACCCCAACAUAUCACAGAGGAGCAGAGAGAAGAAAUGAGAAGAGCCAAACUGCGCUUCCUGUUCAACAUGCAUGACACCGACAAUGAUGGAACCAUAACACUGGAGGAAUACAGACAUGUAGUAGAGGAGUUGUUGUCCCGUAGUGGAGCUCUUGGAAGAGAGACCGCUAAAGGCAUUGCAGAUGCUGCAAUGCUGGAGGUUGCCAGUAUCUCAGUAGGUCCCAUGGCACCUGAUGAGUUCUAUGAAGGAAUAACAUUUGAGCAUUUUUUGAAGAUUCUUAAUGGAGUUGAAAUUGAGACGAGAAUGAACAUUCGCUUCUUAAACAUGGAUGCAACCGUUUUGUGCAAGUAACAUUAGGUCUAAAUACUGCUGGAUAAAUGUAUAUUUUCCAGUAAAAUAAGCACUUUAUUAGAUGAGGCUGGUUUAGAAUAGUUUGGAUAGAUCUCUAGUUCUGUGAAUUAUUUGUAGGAUACUCUGAGUGUAUUUUACAAAAGUUGAAAAGCAAUAAGAAAAGUGUGUAUUGAUAUCUAAAAAUCCUUGCUUUGCAUGCACAUAUUACAUAAUUAUGGUACGAUAGAAUUAAAACUAUGCAGGCAUGUAUUUAUUUAUUUUACUUAAUUUUUGUAAUUAUUUUGUCUUUAUUCUAAAAUAACCUAUA
This is a messenger RNA of Sinocyclocheilus rhinocerous, 1280 nucleotides long. RefSeq names its product calcineurin B homologous protein 3-like. The record is from RefSeq and is a predicted model, not a curated record. Bases 323 to 973 code for a protein of 216 amino acids. The transcript is spliced from 8 exons. Lineage: Eukaryota; Metazoa; Chordata; Actinopteri; Cypriniformes; Cyprinidae. Gene Ontology annotation, molecular function: calcium ion binding.